AUGUUGCUCGACGAGGAUCCUGGCACUCUCAUCCACCACACCAUCGGCAACUUCAACAUCCAACCCGACAAACAAGCCGUCACACGCAUCAAUGACUCGCUCUCCACCCUCCAGCAAUCGCGCGACCUACGAAUCCGCGAAGCCGAAACUUCCCUACGAAAACUCGCCCGCAAUCUCCACUCCAUAACCACCCAACACGAAGAAGCAGUCGCCGUCCACGACUCCAGCAAGCACGCCGCCGAGAUCGUGGAACUAGACACCAAGAAGUUCCGCAUUGCCAAGGCUGCUUCAGAAUUGGAGAUUGAGAGUGAGCGUUUGGAAAGUGAACUUGAGAUGCUCAAGGAGCGACUGGCCGAUUUGGAGUCGCAAGGUCUGGAAGGGGAUGAGACGACGCGCCGUGAGCGGGAGGCUGACGAUGCGACGAUAUUGCGACUUAAAAUCUUCCGCUCUCUGGGCAUUGACAUCGAGCCCGAUGAGGCGGGGAAUUUCAACCGCGCGGUUAUUCGGAACAGCCGCAAGGGCGACGUGCAUGUCGUCAAUAUCGACCCGAAGUUUUCCCGUUUCUUCUACGCCAACUACUUCUGGUCGACAAUGCAGGGGUAA
Penicillium cataractarum is the source of this 603-nucleotide messenger RNA. Its product is annotated as kinetochore Spc24 family protein. The coding region runs from base 1 to 603 and encodes 200 amino acids. The record is from RefSeq and is a predicted model, not a curated record. Lineage: Eukaryota; Fungi; Ascomycota; Eurotiomycetes; Eurotiales; Aspergillaceae. The transcript is spliced from 3 exons.